This is a messenger RNA of Dufourea novaeangliae, 1430 nucleotides long. Its product is annotated as mitochondrial import inner membrane translocase subunit TIM44. Lineage: Eukaryota; Metazoa; Arthropoda; Insecta; Hymenoptera; Halictidae. The coding region runs from base 51 to 1430 and encodes 459 amino acids. Gene Ontology annotation, cellular component: mitochondrial inner membrane. Gene Ontology annotation, biological process: protein import into mitochondrial matrix. Gene Ontology annotation, molecular function: protein-folding chaperone binding. The transcript has 7 exons. The record is from RefSeq and is a predicted model, not a curated record.
GCAUAUUUUAUGAAGAUUUUUGAUGCUGUUACAGAUAAAUCAAUCGCAAAAUGUUUCAGAAUUUUGCAAUGUGUAGGGCCAGCCUUAUCAGUGCCACACGUUCUGCACAAUAUAACAAAAGGUUUUGGGAUGGCUGUAGAGAGCAUUCUGUCAUAUGUAGUAACAAUGCGCUUAAACAAUCACAGUUACCUGGAAGAGCAGAUGUACAAGGUUUAUCAGUUCGAUUGUAUUCAAAUCCUGCAAGGAAACCUAGUUUCCUUUCUCAGUUUCUUGACAACAUUAAACAAGAGAUGCAAAAGAAUAAGGAAAUGAAGGAGUCUUUAAAGAAAUUCAGAGAGGAGGCAGAAAAGCUAGAACAGUCAGAAGCAUUAAAGUCUGCAAGACAAAAGUUUCAUGCAGUUGAAUCUGAGGCCAAUAAAAGUUCAGAAGUUCUGAAAGAAAAAUUAGAUUCUUUGAAAGGGAAGGUGCAAGAAGUACUUGAAGAAGCAAGCAAGACAGAAUUAGGCAAGAAAGCUGGACAAUUAGGUGAAGAAAUAUCAAAAUCUGCUAAAGGAGCGGCGGAAAGUAUUUCUGAAAAAAGCCAGGCUCUAGGAAAAACAAGCGCAUUCCAAACAAUAUCGCAGACAGCAGAAGCUGUAAGAGAAGAACUAGAUCAUCAAGGAAUGCAUGGAACAGUUUACGUUCCACCUAAAAAGUUAAGGAAAAGGAAAGAUAUAAUAGAAAGUGAAAAUGAUAAAUGUGUUACACCAAAUGAAGAGGCUAUGGGUGUUGAAUUACAUAAAGAUUCAAAAUUUUAUCAGUCAUGGCAAAAUUUUAAGGAUAAAAAUCCGUAUGUGAAUAAAGUUUUGGAUUGGAAGAUGAAAUAUGAAGAAUCAGAUAAUCCUGUAAUUCGUGCUUCCAGACUAUUGACAGACAAAGUUACAGAUUUAAUGGGUGGACUAUUUCAAAAAACAGAACUUUCAGAAACAUUAACAGAAAUUUGUAAACUGGACCCUAACUUUGACAGAGUGCAAUUCUUAAGGGAUUGCGAGGCAGAUAUUAUACCAAACAUUCUCGAAGCUAUGGUACAGGGAAAUCUUGAAAUUUUAAAAGAUUGGUGUCAUGAAGCUCCAUAUAAUAUAAUAGCGCAACCAUUAAUGCAAGCGGAAAAAUUAGGAUAUCAUUUAGACAGUAAAGUACUAGACAUUAAUAAUGUAGAUUUAAUAAUGGGUAAAGUAAUGGAGCAAGGACCAGUUUUAAUGAUCAGCUUUCAGUGCCAACAAAUUAUGUGUGUGAGAGACACUAAGAACAAAGUUGUAGAAGGUGAUCCUGAGAAAGUAAUGCGUGUUAACUAUAUUUGGGUAUUAUGUCGUGAUCCUACGGAACUUAAUCCGAAAGCUGCGUGGCGUUUACUCGAUCUUAGUGCCACCAGUUCCGAGCAGUUUGUAUAG